Molecule: messenger RNA, 2617 nt
Organism: Armigeres subalbatus
Lineage: Eukaryota; Metazoa; Arthropoda; Insecta; Diptera; Culicidae
Product: ras-related and estrogen-regulated growth inhibitor-like
Exons: 7
Coding region: 1527-2165 (212 amino acids)
Molecular function (GO): GTP binding; GTPase activity
Source: RefSeq, a predicted model, not a curated record
UCAGUUUCAUUCCGUACUGCGAUCGUGCCGGUUGUGCUUUUUGCAUGCUGUCGCUAGCGGAGGUUGAACCUUUUUUUUAUUCAUUUGGGUACGAAAACAAAUCCGCGAUCGCAAAUCUCUGCAAGCGUGCUUGCACGAGGACCGCGACGAAACGAAUCGCGACUUUCGUUCUAACCUGUGCCGUAUCCGGUCUCGGUCCCAAAUGCAAUAGGAUCGCCAUGCCGUGGCGUGACCAACCGGAGCCAGAAGUGCGCGCGCUCGCGCAUAGGAGCUAAACUCUCUCGCGUGUGAUAAAUCUUGCGAACUGCGCACAUUUCGCGCUUCGAUGCAUUUGUAGCGAAACGCUGCAUCUUAAGCAGUUCGCGGUAGAGAAGAUCGAACGGGUUGAAACGGACGGCAGGAACCGCGAUCGUCGCCGGAUUGUUUGUGUUUUUUUUUCAGCAUCGAGUGUCUGCUUGGGUUGCGGAAUUCGCUUUUUCACCGGCUGCUGCUGCUGUUUUCGGGUUUUUUGUUUUGGGAAGCCUUUCCUAAACAUAGCAGAACGUGGGGAUAGCGGGCUUGAACCAAGUGAGUGGGGUUUUGCAGAUCGUGCAUAAUUUCCCGCUAUGUGUUUUGGCUUUGUCCGCGCCGUCAUUCCAUGCGUGUGAGAAGAGGCGUGGGAAGCGUGUUGAAGGACCUUGAUAUCUUACUCGAAAUAGGGGAACUUUGAAAAGAUGUAGACUUAAUGGUGAUAUUGUGUAUCAAGAAAAAACGAAUGAUUGUCUAAAAAAUGAGUUCACAUUUUUUCAAAAUAAUUAUUGUGAUUCCUAAAGGAAAAUAAUUCAAUAAGUGGAUUUUAAACUGAUGAGUUUUGAUUGCUAAGAACUCAUUGAAAGUGAAAGAAGAGAAAUAAAUGUUGGUGACUUUGGUUCUAAAAUGUGACUCAAUGUGACUACAGUGAACAAAUUUUGGGUCUUGCAGCAACGUAGAGAGAUCUUGGAAACAAACGUAUUAUUCGCUAUCUUCCAGUGUCCGGAUAAUUCCCGUGCCAGCUACAGGCAAUUGCACAUGGAUUUCUGACACUGUUGCAUUCUCAUAACUGACAUCCCGCAUGCUCUUCCUCGGAUAAUGGAACAUUUUGCGGUUACCAACUGCCCACGGAACGCCACCACAUCGAACAAUCCCUUCUAUUUUCAGUUGUUGGUAGCAAACGUAGCCGCAGCCGGUGUGAGGCGAUAAAGUUUCAACCAGAAAAAAAAACCGCAACGGACACUCAUUAAAAACAAAUAAAAUGAUAAGUGCGCACAAAGUGAGCUAAGAGGGAAAACAACGUCUGCAUACACAAUUUAUGCGACAGCCGGUCAGGGGAAAAAAAGCGAAAACGAAAAUCGUGACAACCACCGAAGGAAAGCAACCAGCAAGGAGAAAUGAUUCCCUGGUGGAGCAGCAGCGCCCGGCACGACAUUGGGAUCCAGUGAAGCAGUCCCAUCUUGGCACCACCCACCAUCCAGAUGCAACCGUUGGACCGCGUUGAAACAUAACGAAAAAUGACAAAUCUAAACAAACUCAAGGUGGUCGUCAUUGGCAGUUCCAAAGUGGGAAAAUCAGCCGUCACCGUGCGAUACCUGACGAAACGAUAUAUUGGAGAGUACAGCUCUUCGAGAGAUUUCGUCUACCGGCACAGCGUUAUCUAUGACAAUGUCACAACCGAAGUGGAAAUUUUGGACACAUCCAAAUGCGACAAACGGGGCUGCCUGUACGAGCAUCUCCGAUGGGGUGACGCAUUCGUCGUGGUGUAUUCCAUCUGUGAUAAGGCUAGCUUCGAGGAGGCUGCCGACUAUUUGCAGCAGUUGACAAAGCUCAAGCUGCCCUCCUACUACACGAUCUUGCUGCUCGGGAACAAAAGUGAUCUUGAUCAUGCAAGGGAAAUCUCCGUCAACGACGGCCAGGAGCUGUCCUUCCGCUACUCGUGCCAAUUCUACGAAGUUUCGGCGGCGGAAAACUUUGCCGGCGUUUCGCUGGCCUUCCAGUCGCUCAUCCGAGAGGCCCGCUCGACGCAGCUGUUCCGGGCCCUGCCACUGCGGCGAAAGCUCGGCGUCAACAGUGUCUCGAAAGCUCUCGGGAAUAUUUUCGGCAAAAACAGCAGCAAAGGCGAACGGAAGAAGAGGCCUUCGCUCAGUAUAUGACGUCCAACGAAGAUGGUAGACCACGAUUCUGGGCGUGUGGUGUAAAUAGAGCUAAGUUGGAGCGAUUGUACAACGAUUAGAUUAUAGGAUGUAAAAUGUAGAUAACGAUUUAUUAGUUAUAAGUUAAUAUACUCAUUACUCAAUCCACAACCAUUCCUUAGUUGUAAAGUGUCAUUUUUGCGGACAAGUAAAUGUACAUAAUAGAUCUUUCUGCAACAUUUUGAGACAUUAAAUGUAGUUUUAUAUUGUAAAAUGCAAGAAAUCACUUAUCGCAAAUAUUUUAAGAGAUUUCCUAAGUAGUUUAAAAACAACAAUAUUGAAUUGAUUUCAUUACGUGGACACACGACGUUCCUAUAUCUGUUAGCUUGUAAGUGCGCGCACUUUUUUAUUUGAUGCGAUAUUUGAACCUGAAUAAAUCAAAGCAGUUUGGAUUAUUAUUUUCGGAUACAGAA